Messenger RNA from Vanrija pseudolonga, 2053 nucleotides. RefSeq lists its product as uncharacterized. The record is from RefSeq and is a predicted model, not a curated record. Lineage: Eukaryota; Fungi; Basidiomycota; Tremellomycetes; Trichosporonales; Trichosporonaceae. The coding region runs from base 14 to 2053 and encodes 679 amino acids. The transcript has 10 exons.
CCAACACAGCUUUAUGGCAUCAACGAUCCCAAAACCACUCGCAUCCAAGCUCUCAUCCAUACCGGAAUCUCGGGCAGCCGUUACCCAGAGGGAGUCCGAGAAGCCAGCGGGCUCCACACCCGACUUCACCGACCCAUUCACUCCACCCCCAGAGAACGAGAACGACGAUGCGGCAUCCACGACACGACGCAGAGAACGGCAGAUGUCCAUAAACCAACCAGUGUACGCUCCACGAAGGGUGUACACGCGCCGAUCUAUCGACGGCAUCGGCACCGACACUGCGCCUGAUCGGUAUCCAAAGCCAGUCAAGCGGCUGCCGUUUCGUCGGAAGCUCACGCUGACCACCGACGGCUGCGAGUUGAAGGCCGAGGAUAGAGCUACAGAGUGGCUGUCUCUGUUCUAUGACCUCGUUUUCGUCGCGGUGCUGUCAACAUUUACGAGUACCCAUGAUCUGCGAACGCCGUCCGGCAUCCCAGUCUUCUUCUCCUACUACACCGUCCUCGUGUGGAUCUGGACAGCACAGAUCCAUUACGACACCCGAUACGAAGCCGAAGACUUCUUCCAUCGAACAGCCAAGCUGCUCCAGAUCAUCUUAUUCGUCUACAUCGGAGCAUCAGGUGGAGGUUGGGACAUCGGCAGCAUUCGACGCAAGCCCCUGGAUCAUGCAACUGCCGGCGUCGCGGAGGCCAAGGCGAUUCUGUCCGACGCCAACAGCGCUCGAGCAGGUGAGAGCUUCACCACGGUCGGUAUUGCAUUUGCCGUUACAAGACUCAUAUUGUCUGUGCAGUACAGCUUCGUGAUCGGCCCUGCCCGUUCCGUAGGUCUGCCCACCCUCCCUCCAAUAGCGUCGGUGAUAUCUCAAGCCCUUUCAUGCGUCCUUGCCAUCGUGGCUGUGGUUAUCCCCACCUCGUCGGCAGCCAAGGCGCGAGCCAAACCUGCGGUAUUCUAUCUCGCCAUCGCUGAGGAAAUCGUCGUGUGGGCCGUACUGCAGAUGUACACCCGCGGCUGGACGCCGGUCGACGAGGUGACGAAGCGCUAUGGCUCAUUCUCGCUCAUCAUCCUUGGUGAGGGAUUCGUCGCCUUAACAAUCGCAUUCAACAGGGCCAUUGACGGCCUCGACAUUCGCGAUUACUCGGUCUAUGGACAAGUCUUUCUUGUGAUCCUGAUCAUGUAUCACACAUGGUCUUUCCUGUUCUCGAACUUUAGAAGCACGGACGCCAUCAACCCGUAUCGGACCCUGGUAUGGGAGCUCGUUCACUUUCCGCUACACUUUGCGCUGCUGCUUCUCAUGGCCUCGUUGAUGAACAUCAUUGUUGCCACCACUUUCUUCGACGCCAUAGACAUGGCCACAGAGUACUUUGACGUGGUAAAAAACGCGACGAUCACCGACACCCCCCUUUCCAACAAGACGUUCGAGAAGAUGAUGAUCUUCCUCAUCCGAAUUGACCCCAGCCUCGGCGUCGACCUGGAUAACGUGCUGGAGUACGUUCAAGAAGACAACUCUACCUCCUCCAUCGCAGAAGUGAUGGAGAUGCAACUGUUUGGCCGGAUGCUCAAGUUGACAGCACAGAAAGUCAACGCCAAAUUCAGCGACAACGUCUCUGCGGACCUGGCCGUAUUGCAAAGCUUGAAGCCAGCAGACGGGACAAACAACACGGUGCUGACCGAGGCAAUUCAACUGGCGGGCAACGCUCUCCAAGGGCUCUCAGACGAUGCCGCGAGCGGUGUACUCUGGCUGUUUCCAAUCGCGGGACUGACUUUGAUUCUGACGGCCGUGCGCUCGAUGGUACGAUAUCGAUUUACUGGGAAAGCAGGCUACCUCGUCCACGGGCUCCCUAUAUUGGCCGGAGUCGUCCUCUCCCUCCUCGGUUUGCUCGGCAUUGGGAGCAAGGAGCUCUACCUCGUGCAGUCUGAAACCUCCAACUUUGUCCACAAUGCCCAUGUCAAUCCACUCUACGAUCUGUUUGGCGUUUGGGCCAUCUUGAUCGUGGCAGGAGUUUACACGGCUGUCAACUUGGGGUCUAUGGUGCGUUGUUGGUGUGGCCGCCACUGA